This is a messenger RNA of Arabidopsis arenosa, 1212 nucleotides long. Lineage: Eukaryota; Viridiplantae; Streptophyta; Magnoliopsida; Brassicales; Brassicaceae. The record is from the annotation of a GenBank genome assembly.
CUUCAAAAACCGAGCUUCUUCUUUUUCAAGCUUGCAAAGUUAUCUUAAAAACGCCAAACCAUAUCUAAAACGCUUUUACUCAUUUCUCUUCCUCUUUCUUCUUAAGCCAUGACUAAAGAUGAAGACUUUAAGCUCCUAAAGAUCCAGACGUUUUCCCUCAGGGUCAACAUCCAUUGCGAGGGAUGUAACAAGAAAGUCAAGAAACUUCUUCAGAGGAUCGAAGGAGUUUGCCACGUGAAGAUAGAAGCAGAGCAUCAAAAGGUGACUGUUUCAGGGUCAGUUGACUCAGCCACACUCAUCAACAAGCUCGUUAAAGCCGGCAAACACGCCGAGCUUUGGUCUCCUAACCCAAACCAAAACCAACCUCAAAAGCCCAAGACUAAUGACGUCAUCAAGAACGUUAAUCAAAAGGGUCAGAAGCAAGGAUCGGCGAAAAGUGGUCUUGAAGCCUGCAAGCCCAAGAACGGCCCUAAAGGUGCAGCCUUUGUCACGGACGAGGAAGGAGACGGCGGCGAGGAAGAAGACGGAGAGGUCCAGUUUCAUAAACCGGCGAAUCAGCAGCAACAAACCGUCGUCAACUCCAAGAAAAACAAUGGAGGAGUGUCGAUAAACAAUGGAAACAACGGAGUCAACGCCGCAACAAAGAAAGUCAACCAAAAACAGAGCAACCAAAACCAGAACACUCAACAAGUAAUGGCGGCAAUGAGAAUGAGAACCGCCGGAAAAAUGAACUCUGGUGUUGAAAGUAACGAGAUUGGAGCUCUCAUGGGUCUUGCUGGCUUUAACGGCGCAACAAACGCCGUGAAUCACCCUCCAAAUGGGAUUCAACAACAGCUUCAAGCUCCACCGUUAAACAACGUCACUAAUCACAACCUCACCAAUGGUAAUGGAGGCUUGAUGAUGAACAUGAACGGAUACAACAAUCAUCAUCCAAUGAACAUGCAGAGUAGGCAAAUGAUGCAUCAGCCUCAGCAAAUGAUGUACCAAAGAUCAUCUUUCGUUCCAGCAUCAAGCAAUGGGUAUUAUUACAAUUACACCCCUAAUCCCUACAGUUAUUAUCCUUAUUACCCUUACCCAAGUGAGCAGCAACAGCAACAAAGUAGCCAUGCAUAUGCAACAAACAUAUCUAGUGAUGAAGACAGUACUAGCAAUAACAAUAGCUGCAACAUCAUGUAAAGUGUGGUUGCUUGCUAAUGAAGAUAUCUAUCUUUU